This is a messenger RNA of Paramecium tetraurelia, 453 nucleotides long. RefSeq lists its product as uncharacterized. The transcript has 2 exons. Lineage: Eukaryota; Ciliophora; Oligohymenophorea; Peniculida; Parameciidae. The record is from RefSeq and is a predicted model, not a curated record.
AUGAAUUGUGACAAGUCUAUUCUAAAAGAACUGAUUUAAACCAAUAUUAUUUUGAUUGAGGAAGCAAAAGAAUCUAAUCUGCAGAACUUCAACAAUUCUAAGAUGUGGAUCAAAAAGUCAUUUAAUAAUUUGUUCAAUUUACUUCCAAAGGAAACUCUGGAAAUGGACAUUAAUCAACUACUCACAGUCUCUGAACAAGAAGAAUUGAUUAAGGAUCCUCAACUUUCAAUUGACUUUUUUAAAAACAAGUUCUAACGAGAUAUCGAUGAUCAAGAUUGGGAAGAUGAAGUAGAAACACACUUAACCCCACCAAAAAAAUUACUACCUUAAACUAGAACUUUAUAAUCCAGCAAUAUGGGAUUUAGAAAGAAGCCUGCUACAAAUUUGCAAUCCUCUUAAAAAAAGCUACUUUCUAGCGCAAUUCAUAAUAAAUAUAAAAGAAAAUUAAUUUGA